GGAAGGACCGGAGUAGAUGCAGAACCAUGGCGGGGCCGGUCAGUUUGCGAGAGCUUCUGAUGGGAGCCUCUGCCUGGAUUGGCUCUGAAAGCCCCGUAGGAGCCCCUCUAGAGGGAGGAGGGAGCACGGCUGGCGGGCCGGAGCCUCCGUGGCGCGAAGAUGAGAUCUGCGUGGUAGGAAUCUUCGGCAAAACCGGUCUGCGCCUGAAUUCCGAGAAGUUCUCGCUGGUGAAUACGGUGUGUGACCGGCAAGUCUUUCCUCUCUUUCGCAACCAAGAUCCAGGGGACCUAGAACCGGGGAUCAAGGCUGAGGUUGGCACCGUCGGGGAGGUAAGAGGAGCCGGAGGCCCCGGGACCGGGGAUCAAGUUCGAGGAGGUGUAACUGCCACGGAAGGAAACCGAACCGUGCCAGGUUCGCAGGACUACAACCUUCUACAGGCCUAUUACAACCAAGAAAGCAAAGUUCUGUAUCUUCUUCUUACCUCCAUUUGUGACAAUUCACAGCUUCUCCGGGCUUGUCGGGCGCUUCAGAGUGGAGAAGCUGGAGGUGGCCUCGCUUUACCUCAUGCAGAAGCACAUGAGUUCUGGAAGCAUCAAGAGAAGCUGCAGUGCCUCAAUCUCCUUUACCUUUUCUCUGUGUGUCACAUCCUGCUUCUGGUCCACCCGACUUGCUCUUUUGACAUUACCUACGAUCGGGUAUUCCGAGCCCUGGAUGGGCUGAGACAGAAAGUACUGCCCCUGCUCAAAACGGCCAUUAAAGAUUGUCCAGUUGGCAAAGACUGGAAGCUAAACUGCCGACCCUGCCCACCUAGACUCCUUUUCCUCUUUCAACUUAACGGGGCCCUCAAGGUGGAACCGCCUCGAAGCCAAGACCCAGCUCACCCAGAGAAGCCCAAGAAACAUUCUCCUAAAAGGAGACUGCAGCAUGCUUUGGAGGACCAGAUUUAUAGAAUCUUCCGGAAGAGUCGUGUCUUGACCAAUCAGAGCAUCAACUGCCUCUUUACUGUGCCUGCCAACCAAGCUUUUGUGUACAUAGUUCCUGGAAGCCAGGAGGAGGAUCCAGUGGGCAUGUUGCUGGACCAACUUCGGAGUCAUUGUACUGUGAAGGAUCCAGAAUCUUUACUGGUGCCUGCACCUCUUCCUGGGCCCAGGCGAUACCAGGUCAUGAGACAGCACAGCCGCCAGCAGCUUUCCUUCCACAUUGACAGCAGCAGCUCGAGUUCUUCAGGCCAGCUUGUAGACUUCACCCUUCGGGAAUUCCUGUGGCAACAUGUGGAGUUAGUCCUGAGCAAGAAAGGUUUUGAUGAUAGUGUGGGCAGGAACCCACAGCCCUCCCAUUUUGAACUCCCCACUUACCAAAAGUGGAUCUCGGCAGCUUCCAAACUGUAUGAAGUUGUUAUUGAUGGGAAAGAGGAGGACCCAUCAUCUCCCACAGGAGAACUAACAUCUAAGAUUUUGAGCAGUAUUAAAGUCUUGGAAGGGUUUUUGGAUAUCGACACAAAAUUCUCUGAAAACCGGUGCCAAAAAGCUUUACCCAUGGCUCAUAGUGCUUAUCAGUCAAAUUUGCCUCACAAUUACACGAUGACUGUCCAUAAGAAUCAACUUGCACAGGCUCUUAGAGUAUAUAGUCAGCAUGCAAGGGGUCCAGCCUUUCACAAAUAUGCCAUGCAGUUACAUGAAGACUGCUACAAAUUUUGGAGCAAUGGCCAUCAACUCUGUGAGGAGAGGAGUUUAACUGAUCAACACUGUGUACAUAAAUUUCACUCCUUGCCUAAAUCAGGAGAAAAACCAGAGGCUGAUAGAAAUCCUCCUGUUCUGUAUCAUAAUAGCCGCGCUCGAUCCACUGGUGCCUGUAAUUGUGGAAGGAAGCAAGCACCUCGAGAUGACCCGUUUGAUAUCAAAGCAGCUAACUAUGACUUUUAUCAGCUUCUGGAAGAAAAAUGUUGUGGAAAAUUGGAUCAUAUCAAUUUCCCAGUGUUUGAACCCAGUACUCCAGAUCCUGCUCCUGCCAAAAAUGAAUCUUCUCCUGCCCCUCCAGAUACAGAUGCUGAUAAACUGAAAGAAAAAGAACCUCAAACACAAGGAGAGAGCACAAGCCUGAGUUUAGCUUUGAGUUUAGGCCAGUCCACAGAUAGCCUAGGUACUUAUACAGCAGAUCCUCAAGCAGGAGGAGAUAAUCCAGAAGUUCAUGGUCAAGGAGAGGUGAAAACUGAGAAGAGACCAAACUUGGUGGAUAGACAGGCAUCAACAGUUGAGUAUCUCCCAGGCAUGCUACAUUCAAAUUGUCCUAAAGGUCUCCUACCCAAAUUCUCCAGCUGGUCUUUAGUUAAACUAGGCCCUGCUAAGUCAUAUAACUUUCAUACAGGUUUGGACCAACAGGGUUUCAUUCCAGGAACAAACUAUCUUAUGCCUUGGGACAUAGUCAUCAAGACCAGAGCUGAAGAUGAAGGAGAUUUAGACACUAAUUCCUGGCCUGCUCCAAAUAAGGCUAUUCCUGGAAAGAGAAGUGCAGUUGUGAUGGGAAGAGGAAGACGGCGGGAUGACAUAGCUAGAGCUUUUGUGGGCUUUGAAUAUGAAGACUCUCGAGGCCGGAGAUUCAUGUGUUCGGGACCUGACAAAGUAAUGAAAGUAAUGGGAAGUGGACCAAAGGAAUCAGCUUUAAAAGCCCUCAAUAGCGAUAUGCCAUUAUAUAUUCUGUCAUCAUCUCAGGGUCGAGGGCUAAAACCACAUUAUGCCCAGCUUAUGAGGCUCUUCGUUGUGGUUCCUGAUGCACCUUUGCAGAUAAUACUGAUUCCACAGGUUCAGCCAGGCCCACCACCAUGUCCAGUUUUUUACCCAGAAAAACAAGAAAUCACUCUCCCACCUGAUGGCCUUUGGGUUUUAAGGUUUCCCUAUGCAUAUGUGACUGAAAGAGGACCUUGCUUCCCUCCUAAGGAAAAUGUGCAGUUAAUGAGUUAUAAGGUGCUUCGUGGAGUUCUCAAAGCAGUAACUCAAUGAGUGUUUCUCAGCUGGUUCAGUACUCAACUUGAGCAGGCUGUGCACAAUUAUUGUGGCUGUGCACAGUUUUUUUGUUUGUUUGUUUGUUUGAAUGUAUGUGCUGUGAUUUGUUCAGUAUUUGGACAAUAAUUGUUCCACUAUUUCAUAUUGUUAAUAUUUAUUGGGAAUGGGGCUAUGGCUUUCCAAUAAAGGUUGGUUGGUUUAGAAAAAGACAAAAUAUAUGGUUGAUA
This is a messenger RNA of Elephantulus edwardii (Cape elephant shrew), 3226 nucleotides long. RefSeq names its product SMG8 nonsense mediated mRNA decay factor (gene SMG8). Gene Ontology annotation, biological process: nuclear-transcribed mRNA catabolic process, nonsense-mediated decay. The transcript is spliced from 4 exons. Bases 27 to 2996 code for a protein of 989 amino acids. The record is from RefSeq and is a predicted model, not a curated record. NCBI's taxonomy places the organism in Eukaryota, Metazoa, Chordata, Mammalia, Macroscelidea, Macroscelididae.